AUGAAUGCCGGACCUGCGGGAAGGGAAAGGCCGCAGAUUUUGCGACAAAACAGCUAUCCCGGGCCAUCCAAUCGCGAGAACGAAUUGGAUGGAGACGAGGCAGAGCUUUUGGCAAAACUAUCCUCAUCCAAGUCAAUGGUCGCUCCAUCAGUAGCGCUCGAUAAGGACUUUUGGGGCUCGAACCUUGAUAUCGUUCACAACGUCAAUCCCUCCAGCAGUCACUCGCGCUCAUUUCUUGACAAGCGAAGCACAUCGCCUAAACAAUUCUUGGCGACUCAAAGCUUCAUAGUCAAUGACGAGAGGCGAUCCAAGAGAAGAUCUCAGGCUACAAGUGGCUCGCGGUACUAUGCGAAUAUGGUGAUGAGGAAGAUGCACGGCCACUCAUUCGACCGCCCACAAAGGUCACCUGUAGAGGCGAUCUAUGCCGAAAGUUUUGGGGUUACGCCUAUGGAAGAUCUUCAUAGAGUUUCAUCGUUUCGAAUGCAAUAA
Guillardia theta CCMP2712 is the source of this 489-nucleotide messenger RNA. RefSeq lists its product as hypothetical. The transcript is spliced from 4 exons. The record is from RefSeq and is a predicted model, not a curated record. Bases 1 to 489 code for a protein of 162 amino acids. Lineage: Eukaryota; Cryptophyceae; Pyrenomonadales; Geminigeraceae.